Aspergillus heteromorphus CBS 117.55 is the source of this 301-nucleotide messenger RNA. RefSeq lists its product as uncharacterized. The record is from RefSeq and is a predicted model, not a curated record. NCBI's taxonomy places the organism in Eukaryota, Fungi, Ascomycota, Eurotiomycetes, Eurotiales, Aspergillaceae. The transcript has a single exon. The coding region runs from base 28 to 294 and encodes 88 amino acids.
ACCUUGGUGACCACGCUUCCUGCGCCAAUGACCGCCCCCUUGCCGAUCGUCACUCCCGGCAGCACGGUCACGUUCCCGCCUAACCAGCAGUCCUCGCCGAUGUGGAUUGGCUUGCUCAUCUCGGGGCCUUCGAUCCCGUUGCGCACCGCCGGAUCUAAUGGAUGCGUGCCGGUGUAUAGACUGACCUUGGGGCCGAACAGGGUACGCGCCCCGAUCGUCACCAGGUUGGUGUCGAGGAUGACACAGUCGAAGUUGAUGAACGCGCCUUCGCCCACCUUCACGUUGUACCCGUAGUCCAUCC